This is a messenger RNA of Alosa alosa (allis shad), 2363 nucleotides long. Its product is annotated as tripartite motif-containing protein 16-like. NCBI's taxonomy places the organism in Eukaryota, Metazoa, Chordata, Actinopteri, Clupeiformes, Clupeidae. The record is from RefSeq and is a predicted model, not a curated record. The transcript has 6 exons. Gene Ontology annotation, molecular function: zinc ion binding; protein binding.
GUGGAUUCAAAGGUUCGAAGUGUUUGUCGUACUCUGGAAGAAUGGCAGGUGCGAUUUCAAUGAACCAGGAGGACCUUUUUAUCUGUCCGAUUUGUUUGGAUCUACUGAAAGAUCCAGUGACACUUCACUGUGGACACAAUUACUGCACGGGCUGCAUCAAGGGUUGCUGGGAUCAGGAAGAUCAGAAGGGAGUUUACAGCUGCCCACAAUGUAGACAGACUUUCUCUCCGAGACCAGUUUUGAACAAAAAUAACGUUUUUGCUGAGCUUUUGGAACAGUUCAGGAAGACCAGAAUUCAAGGUACUGCUUCUCCUAAGUGUUUUGCUGGACCUGGAGAUGUGGAGUGUGACAGCUGCACCACCGGGAGAAAACUAAAAGCGGUCAAGUCCUGCCUGAUGUGUUUGUUGUCGUACUGUGAGACUCAUCUCCAGCGCCAUGAUGAACUCUCAGGGAACAGACACAACGUGGUUGAUGUCACAGGUCAGCUACAAGACAAGAUCUGCGCUCAACACCAGAGGCUUAUGGAGGUAUUUUGUCGCACGGAUCAGAGUUGCGUCUGUUUGCUAUGUCUGGUUGAUGAACACAAAGGCCAUGACACGGUCUCAGCUGCAGCUGAGAGAACGGAGAAACAGAAGGAGAUGGAGGAGACCAAGAGGAAACUCCAGCAGAGACUCCAGGAGAGUGAGAAGGAGCUGCCAGAGCUGAGGAAGGCUGUGGAGACUCUCAAGCGCUCUGCACAGACAGCAGUGGAGGACAGUGAGAGGAUCUUUACUGAGAUGAUCCGCUCCAUUGAGAGAAGGCGCUCUGAGGUGACAGAGCUGAUCAGAGCUCAGGAGAAGGCUGAGGUGAGUCGGGCUGAAGGACUCCUGAAGCAACUGGAGCAGGAGAUUGCUGAGCUGAAGAGGAGAGAUGCUGAGCUGGAGUAGCUUUCACACACAGAGGAUCACAUCCAUUUCCUCAAGAAUUUUCAGUCAGUCAGCCUUCAACCUCAGUCUAAAGACUUAUCCAGCACCUCUGUCAGCCAAAGCUGGUCUUUUGAGGCUGUGAAGAAAUAUGUCUCCACACUGAAGGGGCAGCUGGAGGAUUUCUUCAAGCAGGAAGUCAUGAAGAUCUCUGCAGCAGUGUCUGAUGUCCAGGCUGUUUUUACUGAGCCAGUAACCAGAGAAGAGUUCUUAAAGUACUCCUGUCACUUCACACUGGAUCCCAACACAGCAUACAGACACCUCCAUCUGUCUGAGGGGAACAGGAGGGUGGAGGGGAGAGCUGAGCUCCAGUCAUAUCCUGAUCAUCCAGAGAGAUUUGAUGGGAUCCAACAGGUGCUGUGUAGAGAGGGUGUGUCUGGACGCUGCUACUGGGAGGUGGAGUGGAGUGGGUUGGUUUGUAUAGCAGUCUCAUAUAAAAGCAUCAGCAGGGAAGGACGGGGCAAUAAGUGUGUGUUUGGAUUUAAUGAUCAGUCCUGGAGUCUGAUCCUCAUCAGCUCCAGCUCCUAUUUCUGGCACAAUAAUAAACAGACUGAACUCCCUCUAGUGGCCAGCUCCAGAAUAGGAGUGUAUGUGGAUCACAGGGCAGGAACUCUGGCCUUCUACAGCAUCUCUAACAACACAAUGACCCUCCUGCACAGAGUCCAGACCACAUUCACUCACACACUCUACCCUGGGUUUUAUAUAGGCACUGGAUCAGCAGUGAAGCUGUUGUGACCCACCCUGUAUACAGCAGGACAGAAAUGCAAAGACCCCAGAUACAGAUAGAAGCUGUUAUCACAUCCACACACACACACACACACACACACACACACACACACCCAUAAACACAUAAACACAUCCCAUCUCAUCAGCACACAGAUAAGCCACCACUCACAUGUAAAGAUCUGGCUGCUGCCUCUCAGCUGCCUGCUAUUCUGUGGUCUUGGGGAAAACAAAAGACCAAAACCACUCCCUCAUCUCUGGACCCCAGCAGAUAUUACAGCAUCUGCACCUCUACUGGAACACACAUCAGCACACCACACACACUACUGGGUGGGAAAUGUGUUGAUGAGCCCAGUGUUUCACCCCCUCUGAUCCUCUCCCACAAUCCAUCUCCUCUCCCUCCUGCUCCCCCUAACCCUCCAUCCCCCCCCAGGUUUUCAGGCCUUUAGACCCUCUGUGAUUGGACACGUGUCUGAUGGAAGGUCGAAAGUGAAGUUUAUUAAGUUGAGUAGAAGUAAAUAUUCAUGGGGUUGUGCUCAAGAGAUUAAAAAAAUAUAUCUGAUGUAUGAUAAAAUAUACACUUCUUGUUGCAACACGACUGAAUCUGUCCAAAUUUACCAGAUUAUGGUGGAAGUCACAUUUACAGUUUCUUUUUUAAUAAAAAAACACACAUGAUCA